CUUAAUUUGCUGACGUUUCGUAGAAUAAUUCAGUUUGAGGCGGUGAACAAAAAAAAAAUAACAUUAAAUUAACUUAUUCAAACAAACAUGAGAAACUAAAAGCUAUACCAUAAAUAUUGAGGUUUUCAAAGGCAAUGUUCACAAAGAGACACAAAUCUUCAGUAACUGAAGAUCAGAUUCGGCCAAUAAAAUGUGCAAAAAUUGACUGCAAAGAUGACCGAAUCUAUUUUAUUGAUGGAUUGUUCCCGAAAAUUUCAAACUUAGAGUAUUUUCCGGCUGAAAUCCUAUCGAAGAUUUUUAGUAAAGUGAACGAUAUUGAUUUGAUGCGUUUGGCUCACAUUAGUUACCGAUUCGAUUCUAUCACGAAAAGUGUGUUUAAACAAAGAUAUACCAAGAAUUAUUUUCUGGUUGACGGAGAAACACUUUAUGAAGAACAGGUUCGUUCUUUGUUUAAACAUUUCGAAAAUGUUAUCACAUCAAUCAGUGCGCGCAUGAUAAAUAAUAUACAUGAUAAUCAUUGGAUCAUGCAACCAAAACGAGUGAAAAAGUUUAAAUUUCGUGAUUGUUCUUUCACCGAUUCACCAUAUACUUUUUCCCAACAUUCGAAUAUCACGCACUUAACACUUCGAAAGUGUGAUAUAGACAACUUAUCAUUAUCACAACUUCGUAAUUUACAAAAAUUAAAAAUAGAUGGUUCUGUCGAUGGAAAAUUUUUAUCGUUCAAAGAAAUGUGCAAAAAUAAUCCACAGCUUGAAAGUUUAAUUGUAUAUGGAUUGGGCGCGAAUGAUAUGAUGGAAUAUGUCAAAAUGGAUUUAAAUCAUUUAAAAGAGCUCCACAUAAUCGACAGAAAACCAAUAGAAUCAUUUGACUUAACAACACAGUCCAUGAACCGGUUGGAAUCGCUUGGAUUAUCGGUUGGUGAACGCUCAGUUCCAUUGCUAAGAGAACUUAGUGAUAAAUGUCCAAACAUCAAAACAUUGGCAUUGGCAUUGAAUACAACUCCCAGCUUUAUUGACUCUUAUUUUUCAGUUGAUGCUAUACACCGUUUUAAACAGGUUGAAUCGUUAACAUUGGUGUACAGAAUUAAUUCAACAAGAUUGCUAGAGAUCGCAAAAGGUUUACCGAAUUUGAGUCAAUUAUUCAUUGAAGUACAUUUUGAUACACUUCCUUUAUACUCCCACCAAAUUUUAGCACUUUUCCAAGAGUGUGUGCAUCUCAAUAAAUUUUGCUUAGAUCAAAUUUAUGGUCGGGUUGAACAAACUUACUUUUCUGAUAUCUUCCACAAUGACUUUCUUCUGGCCACAGAAAACCGAUCCAAUGACGUAAAGAUUGAGUUAAAAGAACAUGAUAAAACGGUAGCAACCGUCACCAAAGAAGCAAUCGUUUGGCGGAACAAGUUGGUGCAUUGGGUGGGUUAUGCAGCAACAUACAGUCAACUAAAUUUUCAUUUGCUAGAUUAUGAAUUGUUGGAUAUAAGUAGCCUGUGUACUCUAUGUAAUCGCUGGAAAGGAGUUGAUACAUUGAUUAAAAGAGCUGUGGAAAAGCGGUAUCGAGUUAAUGGAGAAGCGUUUAUCGCAACCAUAGGUGAAACAAGUGGCGAAGCAAUACAAACAUUUGGACAAUAUGUUAGAAAUAUCGAAAUCAAUCUCGAUGGAAGAGAUUUUGAAGAGAUUUGGUGGAAUCUUAUCGUUGAACACUGCGGAAAUGUAAUCAACAUGUGUGUUAAUGAACAUUUUGAUCCUUCGAAGAAUUCGUGCUUUGUACACAACCGAUCCAUGAAUUUUCCAGAACUACAGCAUUUUGAAUAUCGUUCAAAUAAAAAUUGGCAAAGAAACCAAAUUGACAAGGAAUCUAUUGUGUUUGAUGUAUCAAUAUUAUUUUCUUGCCAAAAUCUUGCAACCCUUCAAUUCCAUUCCGAUGUUCGGCUGAUCAACUAUCAAGUACCGGCACAUGCACUCAAUAAUUUAAUGGAUCUCAAAUUCCACACACGUAACAAGUCGAUUACGGAAUUUUUGAGCAAUCUGACAUUUAACAUCCAUCGAAAAAUUAAAUUUAAGUUCAAAGCUUGUUUCUCAUGA
Messenger RNA from Contarinia nasturtii (swede midge), 2078 nucleotides. RefSeq lists its product as uncharacterized. The coding region runs from base 135 to 2078 and encodes 647 amino acids. The transcript is spliced from 2 exons. Lineage: Eukaryota; Metazoa; Arthropoda; Insecta; Diptera; Cecidomyiidae. The record is from RefSeq and is a predicted model, not a curated record. Gene Ontology annotation, molecular function: protein binding.